GAUGUACCUCAUAGCUACAAGCUGAAGCCUUACCGGCGUUGGCGUCCCUGGAGUCAAAGGGCGCUUCCGAAAGGCGGCACUCUGACGUUCACGAACGUAGAGGGAGCCGAGAAUAUCCCUCUGCCGAACCCGGUCUUACAGCAUUGUCAUUUUCGGAUAGCUGAGGUCCUGAAUGCGUCUGGAAUGAGUGAGUUCAGAUAA
Messenger RNA from Aspergillus novofumigatus IBT 16806, 201 nucleotides. RefSeq lists its product as uncharacterized. The transcript has a single exon. The annotation marks the transcript as partial. The record is from RefSeq and is a predicted model, not a curated record. Lineage: Eukaryota; Fungi; Ascomycota; Eurotiomycetes; Eurotiales; Aspergillaceae.